AUGGCGGAAGGAAGCUUUUGGCCAGCGAUGGAUCUGUUGCGGUCGGAGCCAAUGCAGUUGGUUCAGCUCAUCAUUCCGACUGAGUCGGCUCACCGCACUAUCUCGUAUCUCGGCGACCUCGGCCUCUUCCAAUUCAAAGACCUCAAUCCGGAAAAGAGUCCAUUUCAGAGAACAUAUGCUGGUCAAAUCAAAAGAUGUGCAGAAAUGGCACGCAAGCUACGUUUCUUCAAGGAUCAGAUGAAAAAGGCUGGCUUGUCACCAUCAACGAGGAAUAUAAGCACUGACGAUGAUUUAGACAAUUUGGAGGUGAAACUAGGAGAACUAGAAUCUGAGUUAAUGGAAAUCAAUGCCAAUGAUGAGAAGCUGCGGCAUACUUACAGUGAACUGUUAGAGUACAAGCUUGUUCUGCAGAAGGCUGGCGAAUUUUUUAAUUCAGCUCAAAGCACUGCUGCGGCUCAUCAGAGAGAGUUUGAAGCACAAAAUGGUGGAGAAGGGUCAAUGGACAGUCCAUUGCUAUUGGAGCAGGAAAUGACAACAGAUCCAUCAAAGCAUGUUAAGUUGGGGUUUGUUAGCGGCCUUGUUCCUAGAGAUAAAGCUAUGGCUUUUGAGAGGAUUCUGUUCCGUGCAACCAGGGGCAACGUGUUUCUGAAACAAUCUGUGGUUGAAAAUCCAGUCAUUGAUCCAGGGUCAGGAGAGCAGGUGGAGAAAAAUGUAUUCAUAGUUUUCUAUUCUGGUGAGCGAGCCAAAACCAAAAUUCUGAAAAUUUGUGAAGCUUAUGGAGCAAACCGCUAUCCAUUUACAGAGGACCUUGGCAAACAGUUUCAGAUGAUUACAGAGGUCUCUGGAAGACUUGCAGAACUCAAGACUACAAUAGAUGUUGGAAAGGCACACCAGAGCAAUCUAUUACAGAGAAUUGGCUUUCAGAUUGAGCAAUGGACUGUCCUGGUAAAGAAGGAAAAAUCUGUCUAUCACACUUUAAAUAUGUUGAGUAUAGACGUGACAAAAAAGUGCCUUGUUGCUGAAGGUUGGUGCCCUGUUUAUGGAACCCACCAGAUCCAGGACACUCUGCAGCGGGCAAGACUGGACAGCAGCUCACAAGUAGGAGCCAUUUUCCAAGUUUUGCAGACAAAGGAGCUACCACCUACCUAUUUCCGUACCAAUAAAUUUACUUCAGCAUAUCAAGAGAUCGUUGAUGCGUAUGGGGUUGCAAAGUAUCGUGAAGCAAAUCCUGGUGUUUUUACAAUCGUGACAUUCCCAUUCCUUUUUGCUGUGAUGUUUGGUGACUGGGGUCACGGUAUUUGCUUAAUGCUGGCCACCUUAUAUUUAAUUGCAAUGGAAAAGAAGUAUUCUACCCAGAAGCUUGGCGACAUCCUGGAAAUGACAUUCGGCGGGCGUUAUGUUAUCUUGAUGAUGUCAAUCUUCUCAAUAUACACAGGAUUCAUAUACAACGAAUUCUUUUCUGUCCCUUUUGAACUCUUUGGUCCAUCUGCCUACUCUUGCCGUGACUUAUCUUGCAAGGAUGCAUAUACUUCCGGUCUAGUUAAGGUUCGUGACACUUAUCCAUUCGGUGUGGAUCCUAAGUGGCACGGGACUCGUAGCGAGUUGCCUUUCCUCAACUCAAUGAAAAUGAAGAUGUCGAUUCUAUUGGGAGUAGCACAGAUGAAUCUUGGAAUAAUGCUGAGCUACUUCAAUGCAAAGUUCUUUUCCAAUAACCUCAAUGUCCGGUACCAAUUUGUACCCCAGAUGAUUUUCUUAAACAGCUUAUUUGGCUACCUCUCACUCCUCAUAAUCGUGAAAUGGAGCACCGGCUCACAAGCGGAUCUGUACCAUGUGAUGAUAUACAUGUUCCUCAGUCCUGCUGAAGAUCUAGGAGACAAUCAGCUCUUUUUCGGCCAGAAAUAUCUUCAGAUGCUGCUGCUUGUAUUGGCCCUUGUUGCCGUACCAUGGAUGUUGUUCCCUAAGCCUUUCCUGUUGAAGAAGCAACACGAGGAAAGGCUUCAAGGCCAGUCCUACACCCUACUUGAUAAUGCGGAAGGCAACCUUGAAGUUGAAUCUGAGCCUCCUACCCCCCAUGGCCAUGAAGAGUUCGAGUUCAGCGAGGUCUUCGUCCAUCAGCUGAUACACACCAUAGAGUUUGUGCUCGGAUCAGUAUCUAACACAGCAUCGUACCUGCGUCUCUGGGCUCUCAGUCUAGCCCACUCAGAGCUUUCCAGUGUCUUCUAUGACAAGGUUCUGCUUCUUGCAUGGGGGUUCAACAAUACGGUCAUUCUUAUCAUCGGCAUUGUUGUGUUUGUUUGUGCCACUGUGGGUGUGCUUCUCAUAAUGGAAACCCUAAGUGCAUUCCUCCAUGCGCUGCGGCUUCAUUGGGUUGAAUUCCAGAACAAGUUCUAUGAGGGAGAUGGAUACAAGUUUUCUCCCUUCUCAUUCACUCUCCUGCUCAGCGAAGAAGACGAAGCAGCAUGA
Linum trigynum is the source of this 2463-nucleotide messenger RNA. Lineage: Eukaryota; Viridiplantae; Streptophyta; Magnoliopsida; Malpighiales; Linaceae. The record is from the annotation of a GenBank genome assembly.